Messenger RNA from Magnolia sinica, 1288 nucleotides. Its product is annotated as peroxidase 25. Lineage: Eukaryota; Viridiplantae; Streptophyta; Magnoliopsida; Magnoliales; Magnoliaceae. The coding region runs from base 197 to 1171 and encodes 324 amino acids. Gene Ontology annotation, cellular component: plasmodesma; plant-type cell wall. Gene Ontology annotation, biological process: response to oxidative stress; hydrogen peroxide catabolic process. The transcript has 4 exons. The record is from RefSeq and is a predicted model, not a curated record. Gene Ontology annotation, molecular function: heme binding; peroxidase activity.
UUUCAAUGCCAUGUUUAUCAAAAAGGAAAGCUCCAUCUACAUGGGCCCACACGCCUCAAAUGCUCCACUAACACAAGUGAAGGAAUAUUAGGCAAUAAAAUACUAGAACAAUCCAUGAAAAACCCAGUAUAAAUAGUAAGUAGAGAGAGGAUUAGGGCCAUUGCAUCAAGGGAUCAAAAACACUAGUCAUUGCAAAAUGGGGCAUAUGUUGUUGCUUGCUGUGGGGAUUUUGUUUAUGUGUUUGUCAGCCCAAGCUCAAGGUGGCUUGAAAACAGGUUUUUAUUCUUCAACAUGCCCGAAUGCUGAGACCACAGUCAGAUCUACCGUUGAAGCAUACUUCAAGAGGGACCCCACCAUUGCACCUGGCUUGUUGAGGUUGCAUUUCCAUGACUGUUUUGUUCAGGGAUGUGAUGGGUCGGUUUUGAUAGCGGGUUCUUCAACUGAGCGCACUGCCUUGCCAAACGGAGGGCUGAGAGGCUUCGAAGUGGUGGAUGAUGCGAAAAAUCAACUUGAGGUCCAGUGCCCAGGCGUGGUCUCUUGUGCUGAUAUACUCGCCUUGGCUGCUCGCGAUGCCGUUGAUUUGAGCAAUGGGCCAAGUUGGGCAGUACCAACUGGAAGAAGAGACGGUAGGAUUUCGUCGUCUACAGAAGUCUCAAACAACUUACCUUCCCCCCUUGAUUCGAUCACCGUUCAAAGGCAAAAGUUCUCAGAUAAGGGCUUAAACGAUCAAGAUCUUGUUACACUAGUUGGGGCACAUACAAUUGGCCAGGCUGAUUGCCAAUUUUUCCGAUAUCGCCUAUACAACUUCACGAAAAUGGGCAAUGCCGAUCCAACCAUAAGCCAGGCCUACUUAGGGCAACUUCAAGCCCUGUGUCCCCCUGACGGCGACGGCUCCAAACGUGUGGCACUGGACAAAGACAGCCAGACCAUAUUCGACGUUAGCUUCUUCAAGAACGUCCGAGAUGGAAAUGGGAUCCUCGAAUCAGACCAGAGGCUCUGGGGGGACGAUGCAACGCAGAGCAUUGUAAGGAACUAUGCAGGGAGCAUUAGAGGGUUGCUGGGACUGAGAUUCAAUUUCGAAUUCCCAAAAUCUAUGGUCAAGAUGAGCAGCAUUGGUGUGAAGAUUGGGACACAAGGAGAGAUUAGAAAGAUAUGUUCUAAAGUUAAUUAGUCAGUAGCAAUAUUAAGUUGUAAAUGUUGCAGCCUCUACUUGUACUUUUACCACUCUUUUAUAUAUUGGAUUCAAAGACAGGUUUAGUAGUAUAUAUACAUCCUGAAUACUUCAGCA